Molecule: messenger RNA, 1108 nt
Organism: Phycodurus eques (leafy seadragon)
Lineage: Eukaryota; Metazoa; Chordata; Actinopteri; Syngnathiformes; Syngnathidae
Exons: 6
Coding region: 147-1061 (304 amino acids)
Source: RefSeq, a predicted model, not a curated record
AUGAAAGAGCCUUCUCACGUGAAGCUACAGUAUAUAUAGCCUAUCACAUAACUGUGCCGAUGAUCAGGGAUCAUUUCUAUGUGGGGAGGUCUUGCUAAACGUAAUCAAUUCAAAGGCCAGCGGAAAUUUCUUACCCGACUUCAGCAAUGGGGAUUCUAUCUUUGAUCCGUUGUAUUGACAAUGUGCUUGAAGAACUCCAUCAGAUGCAACCCAGCUCUUUGCCAGAGGGUGAUCAACACAUGUACAAUACAGAGAAGACAUUCAUGAGGCAAUUUGUGCUCUUGGCGAAGGAGAAUCGAGUUCCACCCUGUCUCUUGCCUAGAGACGUGACGCUGUGGUUGCUGCGAAGUAGAAACUUACCACAAGAGUUCCGGGAAAUGCAAAUGAGAGUGGGUGCCAGGAUGUUCAAUCACCUUUUUGUGGCCUGGAUAAAGGCAAGGAUCCUCUGUUUGAAAAAGAUGCAGAGAGAAGUGUGCAGGGACCUGGACGAAGAGGAACGUCUUUCGCAGUUGCUGGGGAGGAAGGUCACACUUGAAGGCCUCCACAAGUACAUAUCAAUAGUGAGGCCUCAAGCUGAACAGGACACUGAGAUCUUCCUCCAGCUUCUUUUCAGUGAGCUUCAAAUAUCAUUGAGCAGCGUUGAGUUGACCAGAGUACAAAGACUGACACUGUGCCACAAAUUCUACCGUGCUACUGGGUCCCUGGUGGAGAAGAUUGUAGAAUUGUCUCUCGACUUCCUUCUGGAAGAGCUGGAGCCACCUGCAAAUGAGGAGUCCAUCACAGCAACAUUGGCACAAAGAUGUGAGGGCGCCAGCAAAGAGAUUGGAAGGAUGCUCGCCAAUGCUAUGGCUUCCAUCCCCUGCCUGUGUCAGUACAUCUCACAAGACGAUCUCCUGUGCAUCUGCACUGCCAUGGCUUGGAGAAUGUCCCAAAGCUUUUUCCAAAACUUUGUUGAGUGCUCUGCAUACUUUCACCAGCUUGACUUGGAUGAUUCCUUGGUCACUGCACGGGACAGAGUGAUGAGUGCCAUUGUGCAGAUGGUAUACAUGACCAAUCACUAAAACUCUUGCUUCUCCCCUGCUCUUUCCCCACAGAAGCAGCAGAAUUA